Sinocyclocheilus anshuiensis is the source of this 995-nucleotide messenger RNA. Its product is annotated as guanine nucleotide-binding protein G(olf) subunit alpha-like. The record is from RefSeq and is a predicted model, not a curated record. Gene Ontology annotation, biological process: sensory perception of chemical stimulus; adenylate cyclase-activating dopamine receptor signaling pathway. The transcript has 6 exons. Gene Ontology annotation, molecular function: GTP binding; G protein-coupled receptor binding; G-protein beta/gamma-subunit complex binding. The coding region runs from base 310 to 726 and encodes 138 amino acids. Lineage: Eukaryota; Metazoa; Chordata; Actinopteri; Cypriniformes; Cyprinidae. Gene Ontology annotation, cellular component: heterotrimeric G-protein complex; cytoplasm.
CAGUGCUGAGUCAAAGAUACACAAACACAGACACAUUACAGCAAAAUAGCGACAGGGAAGAGAGAGGCAGAUGAUCUGAGCUUCAGCUGCUUGUCUGAUUUUCAAACACUGAUCAUGAAUUUAUUGAGAGGAUCCGACUGAAUCUGUCGCUUGUGUGUGUAAAGGAGUCAAAUCGAAACUUUUUUUCCCGUGGCGCACGGAUUUCUCGCCCUAUUAAUCAGACCGAUACACUUCAAAUCAUCAUUACAGAAGAUAUUUGAGAUACUAUUAUUAUUUACUGUGUAUCUGAGAAGAGAGACGCUUUUGAACAUGGGUUGUUUGGGCAACAGCAAGACAGGGGAUCAGCGCAUCGACGAGAAGGCGCAACGAGAGGCGAAUAAAAAGAUCGAGAAACAGUUACAGAAAGAGAGACAGGCGUACAAAGCCACACACCGCCUGCUCUUAUUAGGCGCUGGGGAAUCCGGGAAGAGCACUAUAGUUAAACAGAUGCGGAUCCUGCACGUCAACGGCUUUAACGCAGAAGAAAAGAAGCAGAAAAUAUUGGAUAUCCGGAAAAAUGUGAAGGAUGCCAUUGUGACUAUAGUAUCUGCUAUGAGCACCUUAACGCCCCCUGUGUCAAUUGCCAACCCGUCCAAUCAACCUAGAGCUGAGUACAUCAAAAGUAUAGCUCCACUCUCAGAUUUUGACUACACAGAGAGAGCGUUCGCCCUGUCAUGUGUUUUAUAAGGCUGAUUCGAUCAGAGUUCAAAGUGGCAGCCAGCUGACAGAGGACACACACACAGAACUCUCUUAAACAUUAUUGGACUCUUUUUCUCAGCUGUUUGAUGAUGGUAAAGAUGAUGGUGAUUAUGUCAUAAUACAGAUGAUAAACAUAAUAAACACUGAAAACAUUUUGUUAUUAAAGAGUAAGCCAGUUUACCUCUUAAAUUACUGUAAAUCUAGCUUGAGUUGCAAAUGAAAGUUUUUUUGAGGUAUGCUAUGAUAUGAUUAAUAUG